AUGCUUGCACAUAGAAAUUCAAUUCUUCUUUAAAAAAUGUAUAUAUUAUGAAUAUAUAAAGGCAAAUUUAUAGGAGAGUAUUUUCUACUUUUUUGGGUUAUUUGCAACUAAUGCAAUCAAAGUUAUCAUUAUUGAAUUUCCAUUAGAAAUUUAUAGUUUAAAUCAUUUAGCCAUUUCUUUAUGAUAUUACAAUAAAGUUCGCUAUUAUUGGCAGAUAUUUAAGUAUUUAAAUUAAAUUUUAUUACAAAAGGAAAUCCUUAAUUCAAAAAAUGGAGGAUGAAGUUUCAGCAAAAGUUCCAUGUAUCUGA
Messenger RNA from Paramecium primaurelia, 308 nucleotides. Lineage: Eukaryota; Ciliophora; Oligohymenophorea; Peniculida; Parameciidae. The record is from the annotation of a GenBank genome assembly.